Molecule: messenger RNA, 1557 nt
Organism: Effrenium voratum
Lineage: Eukaryota; Dinophyceae; Suessiales; Symbiodiniaceae
Source: the annotation of a GenBank genome assembly
AUGCAUGUGUACACUGAGUCGCGUCUCGUGGAGCAAACCACUCCGGUGUCCUUGCAGUUCACUGAUCGCGAGUCCUUAGCGCGGAACCUCAGCUUCCCGGACUUCGAUUUGGACUACGACGAUCUCGGGGGCACCUUGCGGUGGCUGGCACCAGACGACGCCAGCCAGGUGACUCACUACUUGAUCUACAUGGUGGUGGUGCCCGAGGGCGACCUAGUGAGCGACUGCGAGGCAAUGGUCACUGAAGAUGUCGACAGCCCGGAAUCCCAUCUUUCUCUGCCGACGCCGGGAUACAGCAUGAUCGGCGCCUACAACGUCAACAUGUCGGUGGUGUGCAACAGGUCUUACUACAUGACAGUGCCGGUUGGCACGGAGAUGCUGGAGGUGCCCCAGAACCUGAGCUUGUAUCCGUACACCCACUGGGCGGUCUACACGCGAUCCUCCUUGGUGGAGCAGUCAACUCCCAGCUCCCUGAUGAUCUACGACAUGGUGGCGAACGUGUCCAACAUCACCUUCCAAGGUCUGGACCUGGACUACGCGCACCUGGGAGGCACGGUGAAAUGGCUGGAGCCAGCCUUGUUGGAGCGGGUCUACAGCUACGUGCUUUACUUGGCAGAGAGCCCCGCCGGGGACUAUCGAUCUCAGGUGGAGAGCGAGGUCCUGGUGGGGACCAACGAACUGCUGGUACCGGCAGAGACACUCCGCAGCUCCUACACCCAUUUCGUGGUCUACACCAAGUCCACCUUGGCAGAGCAGACAACUCCGUCCUACUUGGCCUUCCUGGAUGAAGUGUCCGUCGCCGGCAAUGUCAGCUUUGUAGAUGAGGAUUUAGACCGAUUUGAGAUCGGCGGUGACCUCGUGUGGCUGCAGCCGGAAGACGACUCAGAGGUCACGCACUACAUGAUUUACUUGGCAGAGGACAGCAGUGGCCUGAGUCGGUCACUGCUGGGCAACGUGUCCCGCGGGGUCCACGAGUUCUCGGUACCGGCGGACACGGCGCUGGAAGCCUUCACCCACCUCACCGUCUUCGCCAGGUCGGAGCUGGUGGAGUCAACAACGCCCAACUCAGUGUUGGUGGUGGACGUUUCCUCGAGCAUUUCGAACCUGCGCUUCACGGACCUGGACUUGGACCAGCUGGAGCUCGGGGGCUACGCCACCUGGACCGGGAGCACCAUCGGGGUGGUGGGCUACCGCAUGUACCUGGCCACGGACGCUUCGGGAGCUGGCAGGACUCAGGUAGGGUCAGAAGUGCCCGUGGGCGGCAACGUCCAGAUGGUGCCUGCGGAGACGGCGCUGGGAGACUUCACGCACCUGGCAGCUCGGAUGGGGAUGGCCACAAUCGAAUCCGUGGAACCGAGGUUGCCGCUCGUUGACAACGUGGCGCAAGUAACGGACAUCAUCUUCCCCGACUUCGACCUGGACCAAGGCGAUCUUGGAGGUCUGCUGGAAUGGACAGAACCCAUAGACACAUCGCAGGCCGGCCAUAUUGCUGCCUCUGAAGCAUGUGGCGUCGUCUCAACAGUGAUGCUAGAAGGUGUAUUGGAGGUACGUGAGUAG